AGAGAAGCCAUUUCUAAUUUUUCAUUUUUAAUUUUUCAUUUUUCAGAGAGGAUAAUCGAAAAAGAGGAAAAAGGAAAAAAAGAAAAAAGAAAAAAAGAAGGAGAGAGAGAAGCUCGAGAAUGGUGGCUCGGGGGAGGAGACCAGGACAGAAGCCCUAAGACGCGCGGAGGACGGACGGACGGACUCGUGGAACCAAAUUUGACUCUGAAGCCCCCAACCUAAGCAGCAGCCCGCCAUUACAGCCAAGGUAUAUUGGAAGCUGUGGGAGUAGGAUGAGCAACGAGGAUUUUAACGCCGAGAUAUUAGCUGAGAAGCUGUCCAAGCUGAACAAUUCCCAACAGAGCAUUGAAUCCUUGUCCCAAUGGUGUGUUUCUCACCGUAAGAAAGCCAAGCUGAUUGUUGAAACAUGGGAUAGAUUUUUCAACUCUUCUCAGAAAGAAAAGUGUGUCUCCUUCCUCUAUUUGGCAAAUGACAUCUUGCAGAAUAGUAGGCGAAAGGGUAGUGAAUUUGUGAAUGAAUUCUGGAAAGUUCUCCCAGCAGCCCUCAAGCAUGUCUACAGAAAUGGUGACGAUCAUGGCAAAAAAGUAGUGACCAGAUUGGUUAAUAUAUGGGAAGAAAGGAAAGUGUUUGGUUCAAGGGGGCAUGGUCUUAAAGAUGACAUGCUGGGUGUCAUCGAAAAGAAAGAUGAGGCGCUGGGAAAAGAUCCUCCACCUCCAUCUGUAAGCAAUGGAAAAAGUUCGAAUCCUAUCAAAAUAGUGAAGAAGGAUUCUAGUUCUUUAAGAAUUAAACUGGCCGUGGGAGGCUUGCCUGAAAAGAUAUUAACUGCAUUUCAAUCUGUAUUUGAAGAGUCUUCUGCUGAAGAUGAUGCGUUAAACAAAUGCAGCAAUGCUGCACAAAACAUGGGUAAGAUUGGGGAAGAAGCUGAAAAUUCCUUGGUUCAAGGAAAUCAGCAAGGAUCUGCUUUGGUUGAUGAUCUGCAAGAUCAAGAAAAUGGUCUUCUCCAGUGUAUCCAUCUACUUGAAAGUGCUGAAGCAACAAGAGCUGCCUUGGUUUCCCAACUUAAAGAAGCACUUGAGGACCAAGAAUCAAAGUUGGAGCUUAUACGUGCUCAGUUACAAGUUGCUCAAGGUCUGGUCGAUCAGGCAAAUAAUCUGCGGAAGAGGCUCACUUCAUCAUCUUCUAUUCCUGGGGUCCCACAAAAUCCUGCACCUGCUAUUAUUCCUAUCUCAUUCUCAGAAACACCAAGGUUGGGAGAACAGAACUUGUCUGCAAUUCAACCAAACACAGCUCCUCCUGCUCCUCUGCCUCCUCUUCCCCAACCGACAAUGAUGUCCUUCCCGUCCCUAGCAAGCUCGGAUGAGGAGAGCAAGAAAGCCGCUGUGGCAGCUGUGGCCGCUAAGCUUGCCGCCUCGACUUCCUCUGCUCAGAUGUUCACUUCAGUCCUCUCUUCCCUCGUUGCAGAGGAAGUCGCUGCUUCCAUGAAUGGCGGGCUAAAGUCUGGUGGGUUUAGUGGAGGGCUGCCCAUCUUCCCUCCUGAGAAAAAGCCUAAACUAGAGAAGCCAAUAGCAGUUUCCGAAGUGAGUAGCAACUCAGAUAUGAGCAGCCCGAUGUACUUCAACCCUCAAUCAAUGAACAAUCCACCGCUACCCCCUUCCAUGGCGGCCCAGCCCAAUCAGAUGCAGGCUCCUUUUGCUUCACCGCCCCCCCCUCCUCCACCAAUGCCAGCAGCUGGCCCGCCCCUAUCUUCUGCAAACCCUCCAAAUAAUCACUAUGUCCAGUCGUCUGGCCUGAUAACAAUGCCUUAUGCGUAUGGGUCGAGUCCUCUACCUCCGCCACCACCUUUGCCGCCACAAGUACCCUUGCCUUUGGCACGGCCGCUCCUUCAGCCACCACAGCAGACCCAGCCUGAGCAGACACAGCAGCCUGGCACUGGGGGAUACUACCGUCCGCCUGGUGUUGGAUUCUUUGGACAGGGCCAUCAAUCCACAACCUCAGCUCUACCAAGGCAGUAGGUUAGCAGCUUCAGAAGAAUUUUCAGGCAAAGCCGUCAAAUCUCAAUGGGAAGCUUCUGUCAGGUACUGCACAGUCUUUUAAGUUGUGGUAAGAGUCAACUGUAUGAGUUUGUAAAUUAGUAGAAAAGUAGGGCUCUUCAUGUACUGUGCAAUUAAUACUCUGUCCCUCCCUGACAAGGCAAACUGAUGAAAAGAUGAAAGGGUUUUUCUUUUGCCUAAUAGGGAGUUGCUGAUGCGGGAAAAUUGACCAGAAAUUUUCGGGUUGGCUGUAUUUUGAUUCUUAUUUCUCUCAGGGUACCUGUAAAUUCAGUGCCUGCUGCUCUUGUGCGGCAGGUGCCUGCUGAAAACAUAGGUAAUAAUCUUGAGUCCAACAAGCCCGGUCCAGAAGUUGAUUCUGAAAAGCCUGCUUUACCAAGGGUAGCCUCUUGCUUUGUUCGAUUCUCCUUUAUGGAGUAAUUAGGAUCAUGGGCUGAGUUGAUCGAUUUGUGGAAGAUUUUUAUUUAGAUUAGGCUGAGACAAUGCAUGACAUAGGACGUAUCAGAAAGAGAGGAAUCGGAAACAUUCUGCUAGCUGUACGUAAAUGAUGGUCUUCAGAUUUGUGUUUUUGAGCAGUAUGACUGAUGGAAUAUCAAUCUUUGGAAGAGUUUUAGCCUUCUGGUUUUCAGCUCUGAGAGGGAUGCAUAGAGGAAGCUAGUUUUUUCUUUUUCUUUUGGGAUGAUUCAAGCUUGAAAUGCAUGAUUGUUAGCUUCACUAUGCUGCAACCAAACAUGUUGUACUGAUCGGAAUGUUGUAUAUAUGCGGUGCAAAAUAGCAUGAUUAAUGAGUUC
This is a messenger RNA of Punica granatum (pomegranate), 2839 nucleotides long. Lineage: Eukaryota; Viridiplantae; Streptophyta; Magnoliopsida; Myrtales; Lythraceae. The record is from RefSeq and is a predicted model, not a curated record.